Capsaspora owczarzaki ATCC 30864 is the source of this 1372-nucleotide messenger RNA. RefSeq lists its product as hypothetical. NCBI's taxonomy places the organism in Eukaryota, Filasterea, Ministeriida, Capsasporidae. The record is from RefSeq and is a predicted model, not a curated record. The transcript is spliced from 3 exons. The coding region runs from base 118 to 1287 and encodes 389 amino acids.
AGAAGCACCCAUUUCGGGCAUUAAAGAGCUAGCAACGACUUGCCAAACUAUGAUCUCAAUUCUUCCUACAUCCAUCCAUCUAUUCUGUGCUCAGUCUUGGUCCUGUCGUCCGUUGUCAUGUCAGUCGGGCGAGUUCUCAUCGCCUCAGUCGUUCUCAGCGCCCAGCUCGAGCUGGCGAGGCGAGCCGUUGUCGCCCUGUCCCGAGACCCAGCCCUCGCGCUUGGCUUGCUUUCAUUGGCAGCAUGGGGCUCGCGCACACUGCCCGGGACUGCGCUGCUCCAGGCGAUCGCGGCGCCGCUCGGUGCCGUUUUGGCGCCAAUUCGCGCGCGAUUCUCACCCAGCACAGAGCCCGAUGCUUCCCGACCGGCGUCCGCCAUGGACCGUCGAUUAAUGUUCGACAUGUACGACAUUCAAAGCUCAAAGAGGGCUCUCCUCAACCUGCGACCGCCCACUGAGACGUGGAUGAAUUUCGGGCUUUGGCCCAGCGCGAGCGCACUUCCGCCCAGCUAUGGUCUACGCGAGGCCUGUGAGGCUCUGGCAACGCUUCUUGCGCAUACAGUGGAGCUGAAUAGUCAAGACACAUUGCUUGAUGUUGGAUGUGGUUGUGGAGAUCAAGAUGUCUUAUUUGCCAAGACAUUUCAACCAAAAUCCAUUCUCGGCGUCGAGAUUGCACCGUCGCAGGUCGCACAGGCUCAAUGUCACAUUCAACGCCAUGGACUUGAAUCCAACGUCCAAGUCGUACAGGGGUCUGCGGUCGACUUGGCGGCUUCUUGCCGCGCUGCCAGGCAAUUCUCAGUGGUGCUCAGUCUCGAUAGUGCCUACCAUUAUGCUUUGCGGCGCGAUUUCGUGCAUGAGGCCUUCCGAGUCCUUCAGCCGACCGGUCGCCUCGGGCUUGUUGAUAUUUGCGUGACAGACUCUUGGCAAGAGACGCUCUGCUCUCCAGCAUUCUCAGCUCGUUUGUCGCAGAUAAUGUUCCGACUAGGAUGCAAAGCCGCGGCCAUUCCGCUGGCAAACAUGGUUUCCCAGACCGAGUAUGCCUCUCAAUUGUCGGCCGCGGGGUUUGAGGACGUGCACAUACGAGAUAUUUCCGACCAGGUUUUUGAGGGCUUUGCCAGACACAUCGAAACUACCGCGGAGCAGCUCGCCUCGGUUACGCGACCACUUGACUGGAUUGGAUUUCGUCUUGCGGCGCGACUCAUGCGGUUUCUCGGCAACAAGCGAGUGGUUAAAUUCAUUGUCGUCAAGAGUGUCAAGCCUGCGACGAGGUCUGGGUUGACAGGACCAUGAAGCUCUUAUGCAUUCUUUAUCUAUUCAUCUGACCUAUAUAUUCAAUUUGUAAAAACUGUAUUUUAAGCAAAAGGAUGAAGCAGAG